Molecule: messenger RNA, 2133 nt
Organism: Exophiala bonariae
Lineage: Eukaryota; Fungi; Ascomycota; Eurotiomycetes; Chaetothyriales; Herpotrichiellaceae
Exons: 4
Coding region: 1-2133 (710 amino acids)
Biological process (GO): DNA-templated transcription
Molecular function (GO): DNA binding; zinc ion binding
Source: RefSeq, a predicted model, not a curated record
AUGAGGAAAGAAGACUGCAAGGGCCGAGAUCUGGCCGAGAGCCUCGAGCGCAUUGAUGUGUUAGAAGGCGAAAAUCAACAACUGUUGAGCGCACUCCGGUCGCUUGCGACAAGUCCAAACUUCCAACCGUCCGAGCACGACGACAUUAUUGAGAUUCUCUCAAAGUACUCGUCACAUGAGCAAAAGCAUGAAAGCCUUGGGAGCUCGAGCAGUGGAGCGCAAAGUAGCUCUAGCCUGAAGAGAGACACGGUUCAACGAAGCGCUGGCACGGACGGUACGACUAUAGAUUUCGAGGAGACCCGCAAAGAUCAUACCUUCGAGGAGGAAAACGUGUCGUCAAUGGUUGGAUCCCCUGGUAGGCAAGAUGAGCUGAGCAGGGUCGUGAACCUAGACUUGGGGAAAGGUGCAUCUGGAUUCAUAGGCAAAAUGUCAGAGAUCACCUGGAUCCAGCGGGCACGGGAGCAUAUAUCCAACCCUCCACAAGGAGCAGAGUAUGCCGUACUUCCGAAAGUCGGUCUCUCUCUCUCCGCGACGCAGGACUGUAACUAUUUUAUGGACGACCACAACGUGUUAGCUGUCGAUGAGGAUUAUGUCAAUGAGCUUGAUCGGCCACCUCUUGAGACUGCGGCAAUACUAUCCGAAUCAUACUUCCAUGCUUUACAAGGGGCCUUCCAUUUCGUAGGCCGAGAUGAUUUCUUGAAGACGCUUCAUACCUUUCCACAUCAGGAUGAACGCCUCCAAUGGAGUCAGCGCCGCUGGCUUGCGCUCGCCAACAUCGUGUGGGCAAUUGGCUCAAAGUGGUUGCAAAUCUCAAAGCUGGACUACCUCCAUCGCUCGGACUCUCAUCUCGUCUACUAUGCCAGAGCGAGGCGUCUGGGGCUCGAUCACAGGAUUAUGCUCGAUCAUCCGGAUAUUGAACGAGUCCAAGCCUUGGGAAUUGUUGCUUUUUAUCUGUUCCUCAAUGGUUCAAUAGCAAGGUCAUGGAACACCCUCGGACAGGCUACACGCCAUGCCACCGCGCUGGGAAUGCAUCUCAGAGUAGUUGAUCCUAACACCGAAGAUGAUGAGAAAGACAGGCGGGCACGUACCUGGUACUCUUUGUACAGUCUCGAAGUCCUCAUCGCCGAAGUGACCGGACGUCCAAAGUCCAUCUCAUUGUCAGAUGCGACCAUACCAAUGGAUUCUUUCCGCAAUCUCGAUGAUCCCAGCAUCACGCCUUCUGUAAGGCUAAGCAGUUCUGAAUCUUCGUCAAGUUUCCGGAAUUUCUGGUUGGAUUUCUUGAACAAAAAUAGAGACAUACCACAAGGAAUGACAGGCGGUGCAAUUCCUUGGAAAAAUUUCGCUACAGUGGGCCGCGGUUCGCCAGUGUCAUACUUCCCUCAAAGACUUCGUCUGUGUCGGCUCAGUGACAAGAUCGCAACGGAACUUUAUUCUGGAAGCUCGGAGUUAACGUGGGCGGAGAUUCAGCGGAAAAUUGGCGAACUGCAAACCGAGGUUCGAUAUUGGGUUGAGAACCUCCCUGAUGAUCUUUCCAUCCAAGGCAAGGCUCCGAUAGAAUCGGACCCCAGGGCCAAGAUUGAACUCGCGAUGUACUAUCACAGCGUUCAGAUGAUACUGCAUAGACAUUGCCUAUGUGAGAUUGUCAUCGAAAACGAAUCUGUGCGUUCUCAGGAGUUCAAUCGCAGCUCCGCUCGAGCAUGCGUCCAUGCCGCCAUGUCCAUGUUGGCCGUGAUGCCGGACAAUCCAAGUGUGCACGAGGCAAAUCAACUACUCCCUUGCUGGGCGCUUCUUCAUUACCUAGCACAGGCUGCUGCGGUGUUGCUGCUAGAACUCUCACUUGACUGUCGACAUUUCCCUACCGAAAGCGCCGAGGUGGUUGACUAUUUACGCAAGGCAAUGGCGUAUCUUUGGUGUAUGACUGAGAAUUCCUGCUCCGCAUACCGAGCGUGGAGGAUACUCAGAAAGCUUCUGUCUGAUGUUGCAGAGAGAUACGAAGAUCUGUACGUUGGGGAUAUCCCGUUAGAGGCUCGGCAGCCUGAUGAGUGGACUGAGGAUGACGAGUGUGUUAAGGAUCUUCCGUACAUAACACGAGAGGUGAAACCCUUAGGCGAAACCCUUCGGCGUUUGGUGUGA